This is a messenger RNA of Exophiala mesophila, 1749 nucleotides long. RefSeq lists its product as uncharacterized. Gene Ontology annotation, biological process: positive regulation of transcription by RNA polymerase II. Lineage: Eukaryota; Fungi; Ascomycota; Eurotiomycetes; Chaetothyriales; Herpotrichiellaceae. The transcript has 3 exons. The record is from RefSeq and is a predicted model, not a curated record. Gene Ontology annotation, cellular component: nucleus. The coding region runs from base 1 to 1749 and encodes 582 amino acids. Gene Ontology annotation, molecular function: DNA-binding transcription factor activity, RNA polymerase II-specific; zinc ion binding; transcription cis-regulatory region binding.
AUGGGUCGAUAUCGCCGUCGAUUAUAUGCCAUUCCGCCCUCCUUCCUAGGAAUUGAUACCUCCAGAAUCUGGCCUGAGAUGGCCUCUGCUAGAAAUAUCAGAAUCAUGGGCAAGAAAAGAAACUUCCUCCGCUCACGACACGGCUGUGACGGUUGUCGCCAAAGACAUCAGAAAUGUGACGAGGAGCGACCAAGUUGCCUCUCCUGCACCAUUCGAAAGCUCGAGUGUCAUUAUCCUCCCCCUUUUAAAUGGUCAACCUGGGAAUCAGGUGAGCGAAGCACGCGAACAGUAACCAACGUGCUCAAAGGCAGCCAACUUGAACCCUCCCCGUCAACACCGGCCCAAAAACCGUCCGAGGAUGACUCCCCACAGACCCCGUCACUAGGGAUCGUCCAGGUGUGGGCUCUGGAGCAGAAUCUCGACACGCUGGUAUCCCCCCAUUUCUCUUCGCUCGGGGCUCAAACGGCGUGGACAUGGUUCGUCAAGUGCUUGGCCAGUCGGCUACCCGCCUUUGAAAGCGCUUCAAACCCAUACCGUGCACUCGCAACGGAGGCUUUGGGCUCUUCAGUCCUGCUUGACAGCAUCGUUUCGCUCGCCACCGAACACAUGUUCAACUUCGGCCUCAACAACCUACAAACGGUUAUAAGUAGGCAACAGCGGGCACUUCAGUCCCUCCGUCGGGCGGCGUCAAAUGUUGCGGCGCCCGACGAUUCAUCAUUAACUCUAUCCAGCGAGCUCUCUAUCAAAGAAGGUGCUCUAGCAGCGGCACUGUUACAAGUGGCAAAUGCGAUUUUAGGUGGCUCGAACUCGACUGACGCACAUUUGAGAUAUGCUCUUCACCUUCUACGUAGUCUAGGAUGCAUUCGUACUCCUCCACAGACGUUCUUUUUCCGGCUGAUGUUCCAACGAUUCGCACAGAUGGACCUCGCCAAUGCCCUCCUACGCCAGGCGGCUCCUCUGGCUCCAGAGGACUUUGCCUUAUUCCAGCCCAAUGAGGAGUUCUGGGACCAGACAUAUCCCAGCUACUACGAGAUGAGCGGCUGUUCGCAGGUGACGGCAUGUUUCCUGGUCAAGAUAGCGCGCAUGGCCCGCGACAGAGAUGAAAAUGUCGCCCCAGACAAGGUGACGGAGAUUCUCGAAAAAGCCUAUGAUCUUGAAACUCAGCUUCAUCUCUGGGGACAAAAGAAUGGCUAUCACCUGUCUCGAGAAGCGAACCAACCGUUCGUGAAGACUAUGGUUUCCACAGACCCAUCGAGUCCAGACCCCAGCGACGACGGUGGACAAUCAGAUCAGUCGCGAGCGUUGAGUGCAGAUCCGAGUAGACAGUCACUCCUCCGUGUGGGCGAAUGCUUCUUCUGGACCGCACAUCUCCUUUUGUACCGCCGUGUAUACCAGGAUCAAACCCACUCGCCACGAGUUCGAGCCGUGGUGGGCAAGCUAGUCCGACUAAUGGACCUCCUGGUCGCUGGUUGUGGGCCAGAUACCUGCCUACCGCUCCCAUUCUAUCUUACUGCGCGAGAGGCGGUGACGAGCGAGGAACGGGACUGGGCGCGGCGGAAACAUAUUUCAAUGCGCGACUACUAUCGUGACGUGAGUCGAGACCAAAUGAUGUCCAACACAGAAGAGAUAUGGCUACGAUCGGAUGAAAUGCUCAAUCGAGCACCUUUAGAUGGUUUCCAACGAGGCCAGGAGGAACUACAUGAGUAUAUUCGGACGGUGGAUCAGAAGUCUUCGUACUUUAUAUACUGA